Staurois parvus is the source of this 363-nucleotide messenger RNA. The record is from the annotation of a GenBank genome assembly. NCBI's taxonomy places the organism in Eukaryota, Metazoa, Chordata, Amphibia, Anura, Ranidae.
UAGUGGGAUUGCUGGGCUUUUAAAAAUGAAUGCGUCCACUUUAUUGUGUCAGAGAUUCAUAAUUACUGUCUUUUAUAAUUCUAAUCUUUUAUUAUUAUAUUCUUUACUAACAGUUAAAAUAAUUGCAUUUCCAUGUUCUGUGUACUGUGGGAGACCAGAUAUAGUGAAUGCAGGGUCCUGGGAGACCGGAUAUAGUGAAUGUAGGGUCCGGGGAGACCAGAUAUAGGGAAUGCAGGGUCCGGGGAGACCAGAUAUAGGGAAUGCAGGGUCCGGGGAGACCAGAUAUAGGGAAUGCAGGGUCCGGGGAGACCAGAUAUAGGGAAUGCAGGGUCCGAGGAGACCAGAUAUAGGGAAUGCAGGGUC